AUGAUUUCUGAGCAUUCAGGAAUUUACAAUUUUUCAUAUGGAGACAUAUGGGAUUUUCCCAUGGAUGGCGCUAUUUUGGCCUUGAUUUCCCACCCGGAAAAAUUUUUGGUUUGAACAAACCAUAUUGCACGGUCGAACCAAAAAAUUUUUCCAGUGGGAAAAUCAAGGCCAAAACAGCGCUAUCCACAGGAAAUUGCAAUAGACAAAAUUUGAAGUUAUAGAGGAAAUAAGGUAUCAUUUAAGUCUCCACAGAUCUCUCCUAUUCGAAAUCUAUAUAUUCCAGAAGUUGAUAAAGGGAAUUCAAAAUGAGGGAAAGAAAAAAUUCCAAAAGAAAGAAAAACCAGCGGACUUACUGAUAUAAAACUAAAAUCCAGCUGCUCUUUACCAUCAUUGAAGCAGAAUAAGAAGAUAAAAGUUGAGACUUCAAGAUGCGAUCACAUUGUGCAUGGAUUCAAGCCUCUGGAAAGAACUUUUCACAACCCAAUCUUAUCAUACUCUCAAAAAGAUAGCAUACCAACAUCUCCGAAAGGAAACAUAAAAAAUGAAAAAUCAACAAUGAAAGCUUCAAUUCUCACUCCGAAAAUACUUCCAAAGCUAAAAAGCCCAAAUCGGAAGAAACAAGCUUUGAUAGAGAAAAUCAAAGUAAAAGGCAUAUUUAGCGCCUUAUAA
Molecule: messenger RNA, 669 nt
Organism: Blepharisma stoltei
Lineage: Eukaryota; Ciliophora; Heterotrichea; Heterotrichida; Blepharismidae
Source: the annotation of a GenBank genome assembly